Messenger RNA from Aspergillus novofumigatus IBT 16806, 1289 nucleotides. Its product is annotated as deoxyhypusine monooxygenase. NCBI's taxonomy places the organism in Eukaryota, Fungi, Ascomycota, Eurotiomycetes, Eurotiales, Aspergillaceae. Bases 97 to 1104 code for a protein of 335 amino acids. Gene Ontology annotation, biological process: peptidyl-hypusine biosynthetic process. The transcript is spliced from 3 exons. The record is from RefSeq and is a predicted model, not a curated record. Gene Ontology annotation, molecular function: deoxyhypusine monooxygenase activity.
CUCUCUGAGUAAAUGUUUGACACUCUAACCUUCUAAAAUUCAAUCAGUCUCAAUUUCAACCUGUCAUCUUUCUCCAAUUGCCUUCAGAAUACCACCAUGUCCCCUUCCGCAACCGAUACUCUGGAGGGCGUGGAUCCCACCAUCCUCACUCUGCGCAAGGUCCUCACAUCCGAAUCGGAGCCGCUCGCUCGCCGAUUCCGUGCCUUGUUCUCCUUGAAGCACCUUGCGUGCCUGCAGCCGCCUACCGAGAAGACGCUGCCCGCGAUUCAGGCUAUUGCUGCUGCUUUUACUUCACCAUCCGCCUUGCUGAAACAUGAACUUGCAUACUGCUUGGGCCAGACCCGGAAUCCAGAGUCUGUGCCGUUCCUACAACAAGUCGCGAAGGACACGGAGCAAGAUACGAUGUGCCGUCAUGAAGCCGCAGAGGCUCUGGGCGCUUUGGGCUACGAGGACAGCUUGGAGAUCUUGAAGGCUCUUAGAGACGAUCAGAAUGAGCCCGACGUUAUCAGAGAGACCUGCGAUAUCGCAGUGGACAGAAUCCUGUGGGAAAAUUCAGAGGCAAGAAAAGCUGAGAAAUUAAAGACAAGUGAUUUUACCUCGAUCGACCCCGCUCCACCACUUCCAAUGGCGGCCAGUGAACCUUCCAUUCCUGAAAUAGAGAAGACUCUACUCGACACAAGUCUACCAUUGUUUCAGAGAUACCGUGCGAUGUUCGCCUUGCGCGACCUCGCUUCUCCUCCCGAUCUUCCCACAGCGACUCGCGCUGUUGAGGCGCUGGCCAAGGGCCUCAAAGAUCCGUCUGCACUUUUCCGCCAUGAGAUUGCGUUCGUCUUUGGUCAACUCUGCCACCCUGCGUCAAUUCCAAGCCUCACUGAAGCGCUUAGCAACCAAAGCGAGGCCGGUAUGGUGCGACACGAAGCGGCUGAGGCUCUAGGAAGCUUGGGCGACUGUGAGGGUGUCGAGGAGACGCUAAGGAAAUUCUUGAACGACCCGGAGCAGGUGGUAAGAGACAGUGUCAUUGUGGCUCUCGAUAUGGCGGAGUAUGAAAAGAAUGGCGAAGUGGAAUAUGCUUUGGUGCCUGAUGCUGGCGUUGCUGCUGCAUGAAUGAUCCGGUGUAGAAGGUAUAGCUUUACAAUAUCGGUAUUGCGCUUGAUUCGUUGCUCCCAUAGACGUACAAUCAUAAUCUUGAAUGAAUACUUCUUCGAUCUCCUAGUUGUUUGUGGUUUCCUUGUAACCGCAAACACAGGUGUAGAACACUGUACUUCCUUCAUCUGCACUGCGCAAUUGCA